This is a messenger RNA of Bacillus rossius redtenbacheri, 7528 nucleotides long. RefSeq lists its product as uncharacterized. The transcript is spliced from 2 exons. The coding region runs from base 3043 to 3990 and encodes 315 amino acids. The record is from RefSeq and is a predicted model, not a curated record. NCBI's taxonomy places the organism in Eukaryota, Metazoa, Arthropoda, Insecta, Phasmatodea, Bacillidae.
AAAGGGGGUCAAUUAUUUUUAUACUCUGUUGACAGUUCUCCAAGAUGGCCCUGCGUCACACCAAUUCGUCUGUCUACUGGCGAGAGGCUACACUCCCCGGCCAAUGAUUCAAUAACUUGGAGAAGUAACCAGAAAAAAACGUAAUAAUGGAUGCUGCAUAUCAUUGUAGUUUGGCGAAGAAGAGGAAGACAAUAAAUAAUCCUGGUUGUGUCCUCUGUACCUCAUCAUCGUCUGAAAAACUAGUAUCUUAUCCAUCUAGUGAUACUUACAAGAAACUUGUGAAUUGCAUAGCUGAAAGACAAUUUUAUGGUGAUGAGCAACGCGAAAAUCUAGUAAACCAGUUUGAUGAUGAUUUUAGUGUUGAUUCUAUGAGAACACAAAAGAUUGCAUGGCAUAGGUCGUAUUAUCAACGUAUAGCCCAUAAAAAGCAUAUUGGACUUUUAAGAAAGAAAUACGAGGAAAGAUUAAAUGAGCCAUUGCAAGAGGCAUGUGCGUCAACCUCUGAAAGUUUUUCUAUCAAAUUAACAAGAUCUCAAACUAAGAACUAUAUAAAAGAACAGUGUUUUUUUUUGUGACAAGCCAGGUUCUAGAAGACUUAAAUUAAGAAAAGUGUCGACUAAUACUGCUGGGAAAAACUUGUGCCAUGCUGUUGAACUAAAUAAUGAUGACAUUUUACGAGUACGGCUUAGCGAAGCUGUAGACCCAAAUGACGCUCAUGCAAUUGACGUGAUGUACCACCCAAAAUGCUGGGCAAAAAAUGUCACUAACAUCCUUCGACCGAAGAAUACGAACACAAAUCAACAGAUUAAGGAUGUUGCUUCAAUGGCAGCAUGUGUAGAGUUUAUAAAUAUAUUGGAGCAGGAAGUGUCUUCAGGAAAAAUAUUUGGAAUGGAUGUCCUGGAAGAAACGUAUUUAAAUAUUUGUUCUUCAAACAAUGUACAGCGUAAUGCUAUGACAUGCAAACAACUUAAAGUUUUCAUUGAAACAGAACUAUCAGACAAAGACAUUGAAUUCUCUCGUCCAAACCAGGCUAACAAGCCGCAAAGAGUUUUAAUGAAAUGUACUAGAGACAAACAUAUUGCUGAAGCGGAAAGUUGUGGCGAUGAAAUGAUGAGAGAAUUGAAUGUAUUGCUUGAAUCUGCAAGCAUUAUAAGAAAACACAUUUUUAAAGCAAAAUCAUGGAUAUUUGAUGGGGUUAUUCCAGAAAGUUUCACAGAAAUUGUUCCACAAGAAAUUAAAAUGUUCUUUAAAUGGUGUAUCGCAGGGAAAAAUACCAUUAAUGAAAAUAAAAUAACAAAGAAAGAAGAUGUACAGAGAUGAGCAAUCAAUAUGUCACAGACGCUCAUGUCAAAUUGUCUUUCUCGAAGACAAGUAGAAAACAAAACAUCUUUAAGUUUCCAUCACAGUCGAUAACUACCUCUUCAGGUGGCUUGUGGCUUAACUAUUCAUAAAACAACACGAAGUCAGUCUUUGAUCAAACUCAUGUACGUAUAACAUUGGUUGCAGUAUUGAUUACUCAAGAGUCCUGAGAAUUGAAACAGAUAUUGCAAGAAGUGUGGUUAAUAGGAUUAUUAGCAAUGAUGGCGUAUACAUACCACCAGACUUGGUUACUGACAGGUUUAUACAUUGUGCUAUGGACAAUAUUGACUUUUGUGAAAACACCAUUGAUGGAAGAAAGACAUUUCAUGGGACAGCUGUAACUGUUUACCAAGAUGUAAAAGAGUCUGAUCGGCAUGCUCCAAUAUCAUUGGCCUCAUCAAAUAAUUUGCCAUUACCAAAUCUUGAAGAUGCCUUACCAAAAAUACUGUAUUGUACAAAACCUACGAACUGGAAGACAUGUUGUCCAGAACCAGUCGUUUCCAACAUUGUCCAACAAUAUGGUGAAUUACUUAAAAAAGCAAUAUGUUUUGACAGUGUUUGGUUCCUGUUACGAAGAUCCAUAUUGAAUGGUAAUGAUAUAUCUAUAUACUCUCCCACAUGGAUAUGGUAUAACAGCUAUUUAGGAGAUGUGAAAUGUGUUUCCAGAGUUUCAUUGCUGCCAGUAAUUCCAGAGCCUCCAACCAAUAGUUAUGUUCAGUUAACAGUUAUGAGGCAGCUUGAAAAACUAAACGAAUAUGUGAAUAAAACGACAAAGUCGUUGUUACUGCUGACAAGGCAAUUUAUAAACCUUUAAAGCAGUUUGAAAUGGCAAAAGAAGAUUGCAAGGGCAAAUGGAUAUUGAAGCCUGGAGAACUGCACAUAAUCAUAGCUCAACUUAGAACAAUUGGUGAGUUUGUAUGUGUAAGUGGAAUACCAGAGCUGUGGGUGGAAUGUGAUUUGUACUCCUCAGUGACUAUGAAACAAAUACUGGAGGGAAGACACGUAAGGAGAGCUAUUGAAGCCCAUUUAACAACUGCAACCACAUUAAAUAUUCUUCUUCUAGAAGAAUUUGACAAAGAACGACCGGGAAAAAUUGCAUUGUUACAGCCUCUACUGGAUGAACUGGCAGUAAGUUUACAAUCUCACAAUGAAACCAAUAUUAAACAAAAACAUGAUGCGGUAAUGUCUUUCAUUAAAGAAAAUAGGAUACUUGAAGAAAUUAAAAGAUUUGUGAGUUCUAGGAAAUCAGCGGAACCGGUCUUCAAGAUGGCAUGUUCAUAUAUGGAUAUGGUACAGUCUAUGUUGUGCUUUAUCAGAUCUGUUAGAACAUCUGAUUGGAAUCUCAGCCUGGCUGCUCUUCAUGACUUUCUGAAAUAUUUCUUUGCUCUAAAUAUACUAAAUUAUGCAAGGAUGAUUUCACUUUAUCUUGCUGAGAUGGAUGGAUUACAAUCAACAGAUCCAGAUAUAUGGAAAAACUUCAUAGAGGGAAAAUGGGUUGUCAAUCUUAAUGUUGUACCCUUCUGUGCCCUAGGUGCAGAUGGAGCUUUAGAGCACCAAAACUGUAAAUUGAAAGUGUAAGGAGGACUGGUAGGUAUAACACAAAAUGAAAAUGCCAGAAAUAGUUUCUUCCUUGUAAAUCCCGAACUGAACAGAAUUUCAAAUGAGACAGAAAUUUUGCUUGGGAUGAAAACUGGUGGACAGACAAAACACCACGGGCUUCUAGAUACUGCCCAAAAACGCCAGGAUCGCAAUGAAUUGAAACUCAAAGAUGCAUAUAUAAAUUCUACCAACCCUUUUCAGUGUAAAAACCAACAACUUACCCACAGUCUUACUCAAAGAGUGUUCCCGGAAGAUGUGCAAGAUUUUGUAAGUAACAUAGAAGAAGUGGGUCAAAAGUUAGAGGAAUCUUUUAUGGCAGAGCGUGCAAAUAGCAACAAAACAGAAUUUUGGCCUCCAAUGAAGAAAUAUCCCACAAAAACUUGUAAAGCAUCAGCGAAAAAGGUUAAAGUUGUCCUUAAAGACAAAAUAGUAUCUAUGAAAACAGAUAUCUCACUUAUGUCUAUGCUAUUGAUAGCAUCUCGAAGCAGAGAUGAUAUUGACAUAAAGUUCAAUCUGAGCAACUACGAAUUUUCACCCCUCCCAAAAUCAUUGUUUGCUUGUGAUGGGAAAAUGCAUCAUUGUUCCAACAAAUCAAAUCUUGCAGCGAUUUUGGAGUCAUUGCCCUCAAAUGAAGAACAGAUUUAUAGAAGUUCACCACUAUCACAUCCAACAGAAGACUCACAAGGAUCGGACAAAAUCGCGGCUAUAAUUGAUGGAAUGGCUCUACUGCACACUUACAAUAAGCCUAACACAGCAAAAACUUGUCACGAUCUAGGAAUGCACUUAAGCGAGUGGAUUGGUAAAAAAUUCAAUGCCUAUAAUUCAGUGCAUAUUGUGUUUGACACGUAUAAGGACAAUUCAUGCAGAUACAAAAAUCAUACCUCAUGGAGUAUACGUAUCACAACAAGGAUACAGAACAACGCACAUUUAUUCGCCAGAUACAGAUGUUCUGGUUUUAGCCUUAAGGCGAUUUCCUCAAAUGACAUUACAAUUUGGAAUUUUCCUUGGCCAGGGAAUGAAAAGGUUUGUUGACAUAGCCCCUAUCCACAAGUCAUUGGGAUUACUCAAGUCUGCUGCUCUCCCUGGACUUCAUACCUUAUCAGGUUCUGAUGCCACUGGGUCAUUUGCCAAUAAAGGGAAGCUUAAGUGGUGGAAAGCAUUUAAUUCCAUUAACGAUGACCUACUACAGGCCCUAGCAAAGCUUGGUACAACACCCACUCUUCCAGAAGACAUAGAUGAAUGCAAUGAAUCAACUAUAGAAAGUGAUGAGAUUUAUAAUGUAAUUUUAUUUGAUAAACCUUGCUUUAGUAAAAUGCAGUAGACAUAUGUUAGAGAUUUGUGUAAACUUUGAAGUCUACUUAUGUUUCAGAUAAUGUAAUUAAUUUGAAAAAGUUAGUAUUUUUUCUUUAAAAGAAAAAAAAACACUGUGUACUUUUUGGAAAACAAAAUCAUAAAUUAUUCAUUUAAAAGCCAAAUUUCUGUGUUAAUGGUCAGCCGUACACAAAAUACCCUAAGAACAUGUUUUGUGUAUAAUUUAAUACUGAAUAUUUUUUGUAAGAAAUCACUUUGUCAUAAAUAUUGUAUUUUAUGAGCUAAACAUGAAAAACCAAUACCAUGUACGGCCGAGUGGCUGUCAUUUUGUUUUUUGUGUAUAAGAUUAAUCUGCCACUAGUGUCUCCUGUCCACCAUCCAAAUACUGAUUCUCCAUGUUAUAACGAAGAGAUUAUUACCACUCCCAUGCUUGUAUCAUCAAAAAUCCCACGGGACAUAGUUUUUGUACAUUUGCAAGCGCACUAACACCUCAGUUUACGGAUUCACAUUACACUAAAGCUCUGAGUGGCUGGGAAGUAGUUUGGUGGUUGUAAGUAUAGUUUUUGAAGUUGGGUUAUGCGAGAUUUUGUGUUUGUAACCCAGUUGGCAGAGCACAGAAACACACAGUGAGGCGAGGAAAGAAGAGAAAUCUUUGAUAACAGUUCAAUAAAUAAUUUAAUCACAGCCAUAUAAUCAAAAACUUGUUAAAGUGUUCUCAUAUCACAAAAAAAUAUAUCUCUUAAAACAACAAUAAAAAGUCAGUACUGGAACUAAUACUUGAAUUCAUUUUCAAUCAUUGCUUUUGCCAUGCCAGAAAUAAUUUGGUACAUUUCUUUCGAGACAGCUUGCAUUGAUUCUUCCAUGAAGUCAUCACACAACCUAAACAAAUAAAAAAAAAUUAUUACUGUGCCUUUUCAAUAUUGAAACAUUUUAGAAAAUAUCUCAAAAUCUUUUUGAGAAUAACAACAAAAAUGUUUUUGGUAGCACAAAACUGUAACAGUGAAAUACUGAAUGUAGACUUUACAUUUUAACAAUUUUGUUUAUAUUUACAAGAUACCUGUUUUUGGAGGCUAGAAUUUAAUUGAAGUAGGUUCCAACUGUAGGCAAAUAUAUUUAACAAAAACUUUUACAUUAAAAUACAUAUACACCACAUUAAACAAAUGUUAUAGAAAAGGGAUAUGUAAUAUGUGAUCAGUUCAAUUAAUCUUUGAGAAAAUGAUUUUUAGUAUAAAUGGAGCUCUAUAUACAUUUUAUGCACAUAAAAAUAUCAGAUUUUUCCAAAAGAAGCUUGGUUAUCUAGAUACUAUACAUUCUACAUAAUUAAUAAUUGUAUUCUUAUCUAAAUUACAUAGUAAAGUCCAUAAUUUUAAGAAAAGGCAGUAUUUUAGUGAGAAUUUCAACACUUCCGGUUUUCUUUCUAUGGACACCAUGCACUGCCAGCACUACAACACUGGACUAGCGCUUGCUUGCAUUCCAUAAUGUGGUGAGUAGAUAUCUCCCACAACCUUUUGCCUGGUUUCUCACUCUCAAGUUUGAAGCUCUCUUAGGUUUUCAUGCCAGGAUGACUCUGCUAGUGCAGCAUGGAAGUGGAAAAAACAACCAAUCUUGAACCUGAGGACUGGACCCCGCUGGGAACUCAAUCCAGGAUAUUUUUGACAAUCCAACCAUGAGUCCAGUUCACAAGUUUCAUUGGACUUUGCAGAGUUACAAAAAAUAUUAUUUUUUUUAAUUUAUGUGCUCCUAGCACCUGAAGUAACUACAGGGUAAAGUACAGUAUUUAAAAUUUACAGUUACAGAAAUAAAGUGCUUCUUUCCCUGUUUUGCAGCAUCCUUAUUGAUUUUCUACAUUUUCUUGCAGCCUACUCAAGAAAAUUUGUUAUCACGAAAUCAAUCUUCUCUGGACUUGGGUGGAAUGGCAUGAUAACUUUUCAGAUAUGAUCUAUUGAAAACUGAGUAUUAAACAUAUAACAAGUCUACAGAUUAAAUAAACCAGCAGCUAGUAAAGUUGCAAAUUUUCCUUUAAGAUGAAUAAAAAUUUUGUGUUCAAUGUAUGUCUUUUUUUAUCCUCAAUUGUUAUCUUCAUGUUCUCAAAAUUAAUAGAACAGUCCCCUUCGAUAAGAUAAUUUUAAAAAUAAUAGAAAUGUAAUUCUUUAAUUUGUUUUUUAAAGAUAAGAGUGCAGGUUUAAUCAUGUAUAUAUAUUAGUUUGUAGCAUCUCCUUCAACCCAGCACACACAAGGAUGAACUUCACAUUUGCAUGUAUAAUUACCCCCUUAAUGCCAAUCAAAGACUACCUGCUAACUAUAUACAGAAUUAAUUGUCUAAUCUAAGUUGACCAGGAAAAACUAUAAUGAUUGUUAGUAUUGGGUUAAUUACAAAGAUGUAUAAUUCCAAUCUCCAUGUUUAUGAUUUGAUUCUGAUUUCAUAAGAUUCCAUACUCUUUUAGAUAAUGCUGAUCAAGUUCCUAAUUUAUGUUAUUGGAUAUCUAUAAUACCUUUAAUUUUUUACAAAUGUAAUUCAAUGGAUGUUUAUUCAUUUACAACGUCAAAUAAUAAUAAUAAUAAACAGCACAUAAAGACAAGGGCAUUAUAGUUUCAGUUACAGAGACCCCAAAAUAAAAUUAACUUGUGUGUUUCAAUGUUGCUUUGGUUCAAUAGUAAAACGAAAUAUUGUUUUUUACUAAAAAAUACAUUUAACACAAUAAAUGAAAGUAAAUGUUAAAUAAACGUGCUGUAUUUUAUGACAAAAUUCAAUCUAAAGUAACAUGGAAGCUUGCUGUAACAACAAAUGGAAUUGUAAAAUUUUAUUGUAGGAAUACUUGUAGUAAAAUUAUGUUGUAAUGACACACUUGCUAUUUAAAAAUAAUUGCUAAAAAGUAUGACUAAGCAGUGUUUAUUAAGUUAAGUGUAAGAACUUUCACUCACUACCAAUUUUCAAAUUUUAAAACAUUAUGAUAAUUAUGGCAAAUCAAUUGGAUGGAUUCCUUAUUAAACAAACAAGUCUCCUGUUAAAUGUACUUGAAUAUCAGGUUAGUUAGAAAAAGUUCUGAAUAAUUGCAAAAGAUAUUGUUUUAUCAGAUGAAAAUCCUUAUUCAUUGACUGUGAUGGUUACUAGCAAUUUUGAGGUAAUGCUGGUAGGCUAGCUCUACUUGGUAUGGCUGUUACAUGCAAACACACUUGAAGAAAUUUUCUGGGUGCUAAAAAAAAAGUAGUUACUGUCAAUGAUUGAUUACUGAAAUAAAGUCUUUUGGACACAAACUGA